Molecule: messenger RNA, 2376 nt
Organism: Polyodon spathula (Mississippi paddlefish)
Lineage: Eukaryota; Metazoa; Chordata; Actinopteri; Acipenseriformes; Polyodontidae
Gene: rnf224
Product: ring finger protein 224
Exons: 2
Coding region: 1030-1512 (160 amino acids)
Source: RefSeq, a predicted model, not a curated record
AUACGCUUCUGUACUGUCUUCAUUAGAGCAUGUUAUUAAUAACAUACCUGCAACAUCAACCUGCAGCAUAUGUUGUUCGCUGUGCUUCAGUGCCAUCUAGUGGUGCCACGGUAGAACUGCACAUGGGCCUCAGAACACAGCAUUUAACACUUUCACUACCUUUGAGUCUGGCCUGGAGCACUGUGGAAUUUUGCAAAAUAAAAAUGACCAAAAUGACACAGAAAUGUAUUCACAAUUCACCGGUAUUGUGUGCGAUUCGAGUUAAUUCAAGUGCUGUUUAAAGAAUAUGCAAAAUGAUUGUCUUGCUAUACCCCAGGGAUUCUCAGAGGAGGAAACACCCUCCACUAAUAUCACAGUCAUUAUGCUGGCAAACUGGAUUAGUAGAAUAUUGAAUGUCUGGGAAGGAGGCUUCAAUUUCUAGCCUGCUUUUGUCUGAAGCUCGAAGGCUGUAAGCUGAUCCCGCUGCACCCGGCUCCCUCAGAAAGGAAACUCGACUCCUCCUGCCGGAGGCUGAGCUGAAGCUCAACAGCUGGCUCGCUGGGGCUGGUGCAGGGCAGACCUGUGGAGCUCGAGAGCUGAGACAGGAGACCAGACCGACCAACCAACCGACAGACAGAGAGGCGCACACACACACAUACUGCAGCUCUGGGCAUUUCUCAAUCAGGGCUGUUUGUACAGCCAGCCUCUCUCUCUCUCGGUUAUGUGCUGCUGGACUCAGGACACACCAGUGCAGGCCAGUCUCUCUCUCUCUCUCUCUCUCUCGGUUGUGUGCUGCUGGCCUCAGGACACACCAGCUCAGGCCAGUCUCUCUCUCUCUCUCUCUCGGUUGUGUGCUACUGGACUCAGGACACAUCAGUGCAGGCCAGUCUCUCUGUGUCAGGUCAGGUCGAUGGGGAGCGCUGCUCAGAACAUGUGCCUCUCUGUGGGAUUCCUGGAAAAGUAAAGAGGAGAUGAACCCAGAGCUAUGCUCUGGAGUGCUGAAAGAAACAGAAAGAACAAAACAACAAGAGGAAGAAAAAAAGAAAAAAGAUGUCAGAGGAGGCAGACCUGGGUGAGGUUCCAGACCCCUCCCCAGAUGGCAGCCUGGACCCGCGUGCGAGCCGCAAGCUGGACUGCAUCAUCUGCUACUCCUCCUUUAACCUGCGUGAACGCCUCCCACGCAAGCUGCACUGCGGGCACACGUUCUGCCAGGACUGCCUGCGGCGGCUGGACACGGUGCUGAACGAGCAGCGCUGGAUCCCCUGUCCGCAGUGCCGGCAGAACACCCCCUGUCCACGGGGCGGGGCUGGCACGCUCGACCUGGACCUCAGCGCCUUCCUCGCUGCCAAAACCCAGGCGGAGACCCGCAAGACAUCGACCCGGCCAACCGGCGCCGAACCCCACAGCAAAGCGCCCAGCGGCAAGCAGCAGCCGAUCAGCGAGCAGCCCUCUGUGUGGAGCCUGGAGCUCCCCUCGGAGCCACGCUUCCCCAGGAGCCCCUGCUGCUGCUGUUGCUGCCGCUGGUGGGUGUGAGCGGCCAGCAUCCCGGUUCAGUGCAAAGAGAUCAACCCUGUCCAGGCUGGAGGGGUCACAGCGGCAAACCCAGCCCUCGUUUCCAGGAGGGCUGCCCCCUCGUUGACUCACACACGACCUUGACUGGCCCAGCGUAGCAACUUUCCAACUGACACAGGAAAUGAACAGGAUCAGAAAUCAAGGACAGGCACCUGAGCCACCGCUGCUGUGUGGCACAGAUAAAGAGAGUGUCUCCUUUCUCACCCUGACAGACUGAGACAGACUUGCACAGGCUCAGCACUGCAGGCACUUUGAGCAACGGCAGGUGGAAACACGUCGUAUGAUAUGGGAGAUGGAUUCUCCAGCCCUGGAAACUCUUGCGGUAAUUGUGUGAGAACCCUGACCCGUGUGAAUCCAGAGGGGUUGUGUUGUAAACAGGAAUCAGUACCGCCUCUAUCCUCUGGAACGAUGAGGAGAGUCUCUUGCAAUGCAAGUGAUGCUCAGAUUAGCCGAGAUUAGGGUGGAUCGCUCUGCUUCACAUUGCUCUGCACUGACACACUCUUCCAGUUUUUUGUAUUAAAUCCGCUUCAUUUCCUCUAGUCCUGGUAUCUGUGCUUCUGGUGUCAGCUUUGGUGUAACUUUUUUUUCAACUCUUACUUUUAAAUCUCCACCUGAUUCUUUUUUGUUCUCGGCUAAAUAGAUUCCCUAAAUGGAUGUAAAUAAAAAUAAAGGAACGAUUACUUUUUGUCAAUCUGAUCGGCAUUAAUAAAAAAAUAAAAAAAUAAAUACUCGCCAGAGUCACGUUUUAAUUUUCAGCACACCUGUGCACGUGAGACCCACGCGGAUCGACUGUGUCUGGAGAACGUUUCCAUAGCAACCACUUAC